This is a messenger RNA of Paramuricea clavata, 318 nucleotides long. The record is from the annotation of a GenBank genome assembly. NCBI's taxonomy places the organism in Eukaryota, Metazoa, Cnidaria, Anthozoa, Malacalcyonacea, Plexauridae.
AUGCGGAAAAAGAUGACAGACAAGAUGACAAACAAGAUGAUCAGUUCAGGCAGUGAAUAUGCGCCAAGUGUAAUUCCACCAUCAACUACUUCAGCGACUACGCGUAAGUCAAAACUAUUCACAGAAGAAGAAAGUGUGGAGUUUCAGACCCUAGUCAAGGACUUCAUUCAGAGCAAUAAACCGAUAAAAAGAGAUUACGUGAUCUCUCAAAAAGAAAAAAAUGGAACGCUCAAACAUUUGGCUGAUAGAUGUACGGCUCGUCAACUUGCUGACAAAGUGAGGACUGAACGAAAUGUUUACAUGCGAAUGUCAAAAUGA